Molecule: messenger RNA, 1817 nt
Organism: Gastrolobium bilobum
Lineage: Eukaryota; Viridiplantae; Streptophyta; Magnoliopsida; Fabales; Fabaceae
Product: glutathione reductase, cytosolic
Exons: 17
Coding region: 153-1649 (498 amino acids)
Biological process (GO): glutathione metabolic process; cellular response to oxidative stress; cell redox homeostasis
Cellular component (GO): cytosol; mitochondrion
Molecular function (GO): NADP binding; flavin adenine dinucleotide binding; glutathione-disulfide reductase (NADPH) activity
Source: RefSeq, a predicted model, not a curated record
UUCCUUUUAUAUGUAUCCUUUUGCUUUGUAUUUCUCUUCUGUCAGUGGCCGAUACUUCAAAACCUACGGUCUCCAAUAUUCUCUCUUUCUUCGUCUUCAUCUCCAUCUCCAAAUACAGACAGCUAAGAUUUAGGUCGACCUGCUCCGUAGCGAUGGCUAGGAAGAUGCUUAUCGAUCGCGAACCUGAAUUGAUCAAUCCGGGAGAAGAAGCUGCGAAUUUCGACUUUGAUUUGUUUAUUAUUGGGGCUGGAAGCGGUGGCGUUCGUGCCGCUAGGUUUUCAGCUAAUUUUGGAGCCAAGGUUGGGAUUUGCGAGCUUCCAUUUCAUCCAAUUAGCUCAGAAACUAUUGGAGGCGUUGGUGGAACGUGUGUUAUUCGUGGUUGUGUUCCCAAAAAGAUUUUGGUCUAUGGAGCAUCUUUUGGAGGUGAACUUGAGGAUGCUAGAAAUUAUGGGUGGGAAUUGAGCGAGAAUGUAGACUUCAAUUGGAAGAAGCUCUUGCAAAAGAAGACAGAUGAAAUAAACAGAUUAAAUGGAGUUUACAAGCGGCUAUUAUCCAAUGCUGGGAUUAAAUUAUUUGAAGGUGAGGGGAAGAUAGUGGGUCCAAAUGAAGUUGAGGUCACCCAAUUAGAUGGCACCAAAUUGUCUUAUUCAGCAAAGCACAUUUUGAUUGCAACUGGCAGUAGGGCUCAACGUCCAAAUAUUCCAGGACAGGAGUUGGCUAUAACAUCCGAUGAGGCACUAAGUUUGGAGGAACUUCCUAAACGAGCUGUGGUUCUUGGAGGAGGUUAUAUUGCAGUUGAGUUUGCAUCUAUAUGGCGUGGAAUGGGUUCCACAGUCCAGCUAGUUUUCAGAAAGGAACUUCCAUUAAGAGGUUUUGAUGAUGAAAUGAGAGCAGUGGUUGCAAGAAAUCUUGAAGGCAGGGGGGUUAAUUUACACCCAAGGACAAAUUUAACGCAGUUGAUCAAAACAGAGGAUGGAAUUAAAGUUAUCACAGAUCAUGGUGAGGAACUGAUGGCUGAUGUUGUGCUAUUUGCCACUGGUAGGGCUCCUAAUUCGAGAAGGUUAAAUUUAGAAGCUGUAGGUGUGGAGCUUGACAAUACUGGAGCUAUAAAGGUUGAUGAAUACUCACGCACUAACAUUCCUAGCAUAUGGGCUGUGGGUGAUGUUACAAAUCGAAUGAAUCUUACUCCAGUGGCCUUGAUGGAAGCAUCAUGCUUUGCAAAAACAGCAUUUGGUGGCCAACAAUGCAAGCCUGAUUACAGCAAUAUCCCAUAUGCGGUGUUCAGUAUUCCACCACUUUCUGUAGUUGGUCUCAGUGAGGAGGAGGCAAUAGAGAAAGCAAAUGGUGAUGUGUUGGUUUUCACGUCAACCUUCAAUCCUAUGAAAAAUACCAUCUCUGGGCGACAAGAAAAAGUUGUUAUGAAGCUUGUUGUUGAUGCCAAGACAGACAAGGUUCUUGGAGCAUCCAUGUGCGGGCCAGAUGCUCCUGAAAUUAUGCAGGGUAUAGGCGUUGCGUUGAAAUGUGGAGCUACCAAAACACAGUUUGACAGCACAGUGGGAAUACACCCAUCUGCUGCAGAAGAAUUCGUUACCAUGAGGUCAGUGACAAGGACUAUUGCUGCUGGCGGCAAACCUAAGACAAAUUUAUAGAAUUUUUAUAAAAAAAAUUAUGAUCAGUCUGUACAAGCAUAGAUAAUUAAAACAGUAUCUAUUUUGAAUUUCCGAACCUAAAGGUUAUUUUGUUAUUGUUAUUGUUAUUUACAAAUUGCAUUGCUCAAAAUUCAAUACUGAAUGCUGCUCAAUUCGUUAACAAUGAGU